GCCACUAUCAGGAACUCUCAAGGACGCAAAGCAAAAGGUUCGCCUCAGAGAGACAAGUGAGAGAGGGAAGACAAAUCGGGAAGAUGGAGAGCGGUGGAACGAGGAAUAUGUUCUUUAGCGUCGUCAUAGCGAUUUGGUUCGUUUUGGCCUCUUUAUCAGCAGGUGUGCUUGGAGACAGCCUCAUUGUACUCAAAGCCCCUCCAUAUGUCCACUUUCGGGAUGGCAAGUGGCCAAUCUCAGGAGAAAGGAUACCAGACCUGGUUGCAUUAACACUGGGCUUCUCUGUGGAAGAAGACCUGGGAUGGCCUGGUUUGCAGGUUGGAAGCCUGUUCCAUCGGCCUCGUUCCAAUAUUGUCAUUGUGGUCAGGGGAGUGAGUGAACUUGAGCUGGCCCAGUCUGAAGCUUCAUAUCCUAUUGAGAAUGCUGUUCCCAUUUCUCUUGAUGGAGUCGCAAACACUGUGCAUUCUAUGUUCUCUGAAGACACCCCUGUUGUGUUACAGCUGACUCCAAGUGAAGAGAGGAUUUAUAUGGUGGGGAAAGCCAAUACUGUGUUUGAAGACUUGCCUGUGACAUUACGACAGAUCAGAAAUCGAAUUUUCCAAGAGAAUUCUGUGUUCAACUCUCUCAUGCCAAACUCAUUGAGCCGAAAUAGUGAGGUGGAUCUGCUGUUUCUGUCUGAACUCCAGGUUCUACAUGAUAUGACCACUCUGCUGUCCCGGCAUAAGCAUUUGGCAAAGGAUCAUUCCCCAGAUCUAUAUUUCCUGGAAAUGGCUGGUUUGGAGGAGAUUGCCAAGCAUUAUGGCCCUGAAUCGGAUCAGUUUAAGGAAGCUACUCAGAUACUUGCUAGUCAACUGCAAAAGUUUGCAGAUAACAUCUUCAGCAUUUACAAUAACAAUUCGGUGGUGGAGGUUCUGACUGUGAAGACAUUUGAAACGCCUUUUGUUAGAAAAACACGGUCAAUUCUGGAAUCAGUACAGAUCAGUAACCCCGGAAGCCCGUAUAACCUUGCCUACAGUUACAAUUUUGAGUAUUCAGUCAUCUUUAACAUCAUCCUCUGGAUCAUGAUUGCUCUUGCUCUGGCUGUCAUAGUCAUCUCUUAUAACCUGUGGAAUAUGGAUCCUGGUUAUGACAGCAUAAUUUACCGGAUGACCAAUCAGAAGAUCCGCAUGGAUUAGCUUUCAGCAUUCUUCACAUUUCCACAUACAACAAAAUAAGGCGGUCUUGUCAGUUACGUUGGCAGUACGGUGGGGCCUUUUAUUCCUGUUUUGUUUCUCAUGUGCUUAAGUCUGGGUGGGGGGGAGUGCAGUAAUGUGUCUUCCAAGAACAGUGCAGAUCCUCUGUAUUUCUUGGGUUCAGAAUAUAGAGCUGGAAAAUAAAAUUUUAAGUUCCCUGGAAUCCAGGAAAUUCUUAAUUUACUGUAUUUAAGAAAAAAAUGUUUUCAAUUCUUUUAAUGUUGACUCAUUCAAAAACAUAAAAACUACACAGGUGUUUCAAAAAAGACAAAAGCCAUAAUUUUUAUAGUGCAAAAAAAUGAACACGAGUUUCCGUUAUUAAAGAGGCAAAUCUGGGGGCUGCAGUAUUCAUUUGAAUUAAGAUUAUUGUGAUUGAAUUACUUUGCUACAGGUGCAAGUUUUCUUGAGUACUUUUGGUCUAAAUAAAAGGUCCCACCUUAAGUACGGGUUUUGAAUAAUUCCAUGGUGAGGUUUCGGGGAGGCAUCUUGUUAGAUUAUUUUUAAGUGUUUUGGUGGUUCUUACAUGAGGUGAUGUAACUAUUUUUGUUUUUUCCCUUCAAAAAUCUUUAUUUUUUAAUGCUUUUUGCACUGAAAAAGACAGGUGCAGUUUAGUUUGUCCAGUUUGUUUCUGAAGCUUUGUGAGAGAAGUGGACAAUUCCUCUGGUGUUGUAAAUGUUUGUUCACAAACAAAAUAGUGUAAUUGUCUAAUUUUAAUUUAAGAAUUCAAAACUUUGUAUAUAUUGCAAUAUAUAUAUAUAUAUAUAUAUAUAUAUAUAAAUAGCCAUGAGGCUAAUAUGGACUUGUGUUCGCCUCCUUACACUCUGAUAUUAUUCAUCCCAGUUUGAUCAUAGAGUCCAUUAAGAUACCACUGGGCUCAUUUCUUUGUCCUUGAAGUAACUGUAAGCAAUGGAUGUGUACAUCACAUGGGUGAGUCUGUUCCGAUGGUCUCUUAAAACUCAUACUGGGGGGAUGCCAAAUUGAUCAACUUUAAACUUGUGUUUUGGCCAUGUUUAGGAUGUGCUGCAAAAUUCCUGUAAAAUUUUUAUGUUAAAUAAACUAAUGGCCAUUAACUA
This is a messenger RNA of Erpetoichthys calabaricus (reedfish), 2305 nucleotides long. RefSeq names its product ATPase H+ transporting accessory protein 2 (gene atp6ap2). Gene Ontology annotation, molecular function: signaling receptor activity. The record is from RefSeq and is a predicted model, not a curated record. The coding region runs from base 84 to 1175 and encodes 363 amino acids. The transcript has 9 exons. Gene Ontology annotation, biological process: positive regulation of Wnt signaling pathway. Lineage: Eukaryota; Metazoa; Chordata; Cladistia; Polypteriformes; Polypteridae. Gene Ontology annotation, cellular component: external side of plasma membrane; membrane.